AUUUGUCAUUAUGGAUGCCAUCCUGUGUCGAGGAGUUGGUUUGACGCAAAUGGGCAUCUCCCAGCGAAUCGUUUAUAUCAAAAAUGAGAUCAUGGCCCCCAGACUAGAAGCGUUGAAGAACGGCACAAUUAAAAGCGACGGAGAAGCUUUUAAUCUGGACAUUGUUGACUGUAAGGAAAGCUACGAAGCGGAGAAAUUCCUGUCUGAAGAAUUUCGUGAUGUUCUGUUUAAAUAUCCGCUUCUCUCUAUUCUAUUCAUUCCCAAAGAUAAGGAUUACAUUUGCGGGACCUGUUUUGACGUCUUUCAAUGGAAAGAGAAUGACGUUUGCCAUGCUGUUUUCCGACUGAAAAUACCAGGAAGCCGCGCCACGGCGGAACUCGCCGAGUUGCAUUUAGUGAGUGGUGAAUCUGGCGAUGAUAUGGUGGAAAUUAAUUUCGCUUUGAUCAAACUGACGGACGAGAUUCGUGAGCUGAACGGCCGCAUCAUCGAUUGUCACUACGUCGAUAAUCAGUGCUGGGUCUUCAGCAAAUUGCGCGACGAUCGUAAAUAUCCAAACGUGAAACCCGUUAUUGAAAACAAGUUGAAAAAUUUUGAAAAUCCGGUGACGCGAUCUCGUUUGCUUUCAUCCCUGGAGAUGGUCAAAAGUCUUAAUUAUGUUUCGGAAGUGUCGUUGAAUGAUUUAAAUCAGGGGGUAUAGCUCAGUGCUGGCAGAGCAUCCGACUGCAGAUUGGGCUGUCCCCGGCUAGAAACCGGGUGCCCCCAGCUGUGUAUCAUUAUUAUCUGUGUU
Daphnia pulicaria is the source of this 787-nucleotide messenger RNA. Its product is annotated as mRNA-capping enzyme-like. Gene Ontology annotation, biological process: 7-methylguanosine mRNA capping. The transcript is spliced from 5 exons. NCBI's taxonomy places the organism in Eukaryota, Metazoa, Arthropoda, Branchiopoda, Diplostraca, Daphniidae. Gene Ontology annotation, molecular function: ATP binding; mRNA guanylyltransferase activity. Bases 11 to 697 code for a protein of 228 amino acids. The record is from RefSeq and is a predicted model, not a curated record.